CGGUGUUCUUCAUCAACAUCAGAGCAUGUGAGUCCACUCCCACUUCCAGACUGUACCCCGAUGUGUCCGUACAUGAGCACACUCCAUCAUUAGCUGAUAUAGCCUCGGCGAUGGACCGCCGUUAGCUUAGCGCCUCCUACUUAGCUCCACCUCCUUUCAAACCUCAUCUCCCGCCGUGCGGCACAAGGCCGCCUCUUAAUUUCCUCUCCUUUCCUCUUCACUCACUGUGUAAUCACUGCUGAGGCCGAUGAGUCUCUCUCUGCAGCGGGGUAAUAUUCUCUGGCUAUGGCUUCAGAGCGUGUUGUAUGGCAUGUACACAAUAAUCUUCGCAGGAUGUGUGUACAUCCUACAGUCACGAAAGCUCUUCAGCGGCUCCAAGGAGUACAAGCUGAUGCUCGUCGUCGUGUCCCUCUUCAUAUGUGCCACGGCCGAGGCAGUGAUCUAUUUCGCGUACACGUUUAUACUCAGUGAUGUUCAAUCGGAUAUGCCCUAUCCCGGAGAGACGGAGAAGCAGCUCCACGAGAAGAACACAGACAACCUUCUCGCUUGCAUACUAGCUCCAAUCGUUGCUACCAAUACGGUAAUCGCAGACGGUCUCCUAAUAUGGCGCUCUUUCGUGGUAUGGGAAAGACGAAAGAGCGUCAUAAUAGUCCCCAGCUUCCUUCUUCUUGCUGGAGCAGCGUGCGGAUACGCACUGACAUACUUCGCGGCAGAAGCCUAUCUGGUCAGGCUUCACCUGCCCUUGUCCGUGACGACACCUCCCGAGGGGUGGAUCCAUGCCGGAAAGUGGUCGAUGAUCAUGCGGACGGUCUUCUUUUCCACGUCUCUCGCUACGAAUGUCUUCGUAACCGCGCUGAUAGCCGGACGUAUAUGGUGGCUGAAUAAUGGGCUGGGGGACGUGCUCGGGCACAAGCAUGUCAAGCCCUACGGCCGUAUAGUCACAGUCUUAAUUGAAUCGGGCGCGAUCAACUCGGCGUGCUUGCUCCUGGGCUUGAUCAUGGACGGCCCGUUCAAUACUCAUAUAAUUCAAGGGGUAGAAAACCAUUUAUUGCUGACCCUGAAGGGCACCUUCUCACCGUCAUUUGCCGCUCAGGCGUCAGGCUCCGAAUUCCAAGUGGCAACAUUCGUAGUAUUUCCCAGUACCAUCGCCAACAUAUUCCCCACGCUCCUCGUCGUCCUCGUCGCGCUCGGGAAGACGACGCAGCCGACCACCGUGGCAAUGGCGACCCGAGAGGGCGCCGUCGACACGCGCGUGACGCUGCCGACGAUAUUGUUCGCGCACACGGGCAUGGAUUCUACGCAGAGCACCGAUUCGUGCGAGAUGGUGGCGAGGCGCGUGGAGUUCAAUGCGCAAAAGCAGAAUAGACCUAUGGAGAGACGGAACUCCGCGCUUUCAACGGCAUGA
Gloeophyllum trabeum ATCC 11539 is the source of this 1405-nucleotide messenger RNA. RefSeq lists its product as uncharacterized. Lineage: Eukaryota; Fungi; Basidiomycota; Agaricomycetes; Gloeophyllales; Gloeophyllaceae. The transcript is spliced from 11 exons. The record is from RefSeq and is a predicted model, not a curated record. Bases 248 to 1405 code for a protein of 385 amino acids.